AUGUUCUCCAAGUCAAGCUUUCGUCUGGCACUGGACCUGGUGGCUACCGCCGCCCUCGCCGCCGCUGGCCCUUGCGACAUCUACGCCUCAGGCAACACGCCUUGUGUCGCUGCCCACAGUACCACUCGUGCCUUGUACGGCUCCUUCGAUGGUGCUCUCUACCAAGUGCGACGUGGCUCGGACGGCACGACUACCGAUAUCCAGCCUUUGUCGGCUGGAGGCGUUGCAAACGCUGCCACUCAGGGUACGAGAUAUGUGCACGCUGCUCAAGUCUGAACGAGCAAGCUGAUCCUGCACAGACAGCUUUUGUUCUGGCACGACAUGUGUCAUCGCUAUCAUCUAUGAUCAAUCUGGCCGCGGGAACCACCUCACUCAGGCUCCUCCAGGAGGUGCCACAAGCGGUCCACAGGCGAAUGGCUACGACGACUUGGCCAGCGCAAUUGGAGCACCAGUGACUCUGAACGGCAACAAGGCGUACGGUGUCUUCAUUUCUCCCGGUACCGGCUAUCGCAACGACCAGACCAGCGGCAUAGCCACGGGAGAUGCUGCCGAGGGCAUGUACGCAAUCUUUGACGGUACCCAUUACAAUGGAGGCUGCUGCUUUGACUACGGUAACGCCGAGACUAACAACCAGGACACUGGUGAUGGACACAUGGAGGCUCUUUACUUUGGUGACUGCACCAUCUGGGGCACCGGUGCUGGAUCUGGUCCUUGGGUCAUGGCCGACCUCGAGAACGGUCUCUUCUCCGGUCAAAGCGCCGGGCAGAACACCGCUGAUCCAACCGUCAAUUCGCGCUUUCUGAGUUCGAUCGUCAAAGGUGAGCCCAAUCAGUGGGCGAUUCGAGGCGGGGACGCGGCGUCUGGAUAUCUGUCGACUUACUACAGCGGCGUGCGUCCUUCUGGCUACAACCCUAUGCACAAGGAGGGCUCUAUCAUCCUUGGGAUUGGCGGGGAUAAUUCCAUCAGCGGCCAGGGUACUUUCUAUGAGGGUGUCAUGACCUCUGGGUAUCCAUCCAAUGCUACCGAGAACUCUGUUCAGGCCGACAUUGUAGCAGCCAGAUACGCCACGACCGCCCUGAGCACUUCACUCACCACUGGUUCCAUAAUCACCUUCCGUGCCACCACCCCUGGCUACGAUACGCGUUAUAUCGCCCACAGUGGCUCGACUGUGAACACUCAAGUCGUCACAUCCUUCAGCAACAGCACCCUGCAACAGCGAGCCAGCUGGACUGUGCGCACCGGUCUUGGCAACAGCGCUUGCUACAGUUUUGAAUCCAAGGAUACGCCUGGAAGCUAUCUCCGACACUACAACUUUCAACUCCAACUCCAGGCUGGCGACGGUUCGAAGCAAUUCAACGAAGACGCCACCUUCUGUAUGCAGGCGGGUCUCAAUGGCCGAGGCAGCACCGCGAGGGCGUGGGGAUACCCGACGAGGUUCUUCCGACACUACAACAACGUCAUGUAUAUUGCGAGCAAUGGCGGGCCCGACGCGUUUGAUGCGACGCUUUCUUUCAACAACGAUGUGAGCUUUGUUACGAGUUCGGGAUUCUCGUCUCGACGACGCUAA
Messenger RNA from Lecanosticta acicola, 1567 nucleotides. NCBI's taxonomy places the organism in Eukaryota, Fungi, Ascomycota, Dothideomycetes, Mycosphaerellales, Mycosphaerellaceae. The record is from the annotation of a GenBank genome assembly.